AUGUCCAUGGGGGAUGCCUAUGCCCACGCCAGUACGCGACAGUGUGGUGGUGAAAGUGGCGCCGCGCAAGGGCAGGAUAUUUCGACAAGCGAUGUUAAGCCUCUUCGACAGCCCGUUCCAGCAGCACCAGCAGAAUCGUUGGCAGUUACCGUACUCAUCCAACCUGAACGAAGACAAAUUCUUAAAUCACGGCACAUCCUCCAGACCAACCUCCCUGCACGGCCAGCAAAACUGAAGAGCCCAACACGUUCCACGUGGUACGGGCUCCCUCUCCCGCUAUUCGGCGAACAGUCACAAGCUUAG
Rhinocladiella mackenziei CBS 650.93 is the source of this 303-nucleotide messenger RNA. RefSeq lists its product as uncharacterized. The record is from RefSeq and is a predicted model, not a curated record. The transcript has 2 exons. Bases 1 to 303 code for a protein of 100 amino acids. Lineage: Eukaryota; Fungi; Ascomycota; Eurotiomycetes; Chaetothyriales; Herpotrichiellaceae.